Molecule: messenger RNA, 3516 nt
Organism: Brenthis ino (lesser marbled fritillary)
Lineage: Eukaryota; Metazoa; Arthropoda; Insecta; Lepidoptera; Nymphalidae
Source: the annotation of a GenBank genome assembly
AUGACGUUAGCGGCAAUAUUCCUGUCAGUUGGAUGUCAACUUCGUUGCGAAGAGGAAUGUGUCAAGUUUGUGGCGGAGUGCAUUUUUUGUGAUUUCAAGAUGCCUUUGAGUCAAGCAGAAAAGUCAAGGAGAUAUAGGGAAAAACUAAAAAGAACGAAUCCUGAUAAAUAUCAAGAAAUUAAAAAGAAAAAUAAAUCAAGAGCAAUUAAAGCUUACCAAAAUAAAAAAAAAUCUAUAACUGAUUCACAAAAAGCAGAACACAGGUUGUCACAGAAUAAAAACAGUAUUCGGCAAACUGUCCACAUAAUCCAGUCUACAUCUAAUGAACAACCUGCCAAUAUGGAGCAUCAGGAUAUUACAGAAGACCGUUCAAAUGAAGUAAAUCUGGAAACCCAAAGCAUGUUGGCUGUACAAGUUCCAGAUAGACUUGAACAAAAUGACACAGAAAGUAGAAGCAAUACAUAUUUGAAUAAGACUGUGAUUAGAAAUAUUCAGAGAAAUAUUGAAAAAAAAAUGCGACGUGAAAAUAACCAACUUCGUGAAUACGUUGAUAAAUUGAUAAGAGAUUACAAAUCCGUUCAAAGAGACAUGCGUAAAUUGAAGAGUGAUUUCCGAGAUUUAGCUAAGAAAGUUCAUCAUAACGAAGCUGAAAUUGUAAACCAUACCAUCGUACAAGAACAAGAAAACACUCCAUAUAAGAGAUCGGAAAACUUUGUUAAUGAGCACCUAACUAAUGUUGCAAUACCGGAAAAAGAAGUUAUCAAAAAAAAGAUUUUAGAAUACAAUGUUCUCACGGACUCUAUUAAAUCUAAAUUUAAAAUCUGUCAAAACCAAGAUAAAAAUACAUUUAAAGAUGUUGUGGAUGAUCCGAUAGUAAAAAAAUAUAAAUUAAAAACCUCCCUUACAAAGAGUCUCGGGCUCAAAAACAGUUUAAAAAGACACGAAGAAACAAAAACAAAAACCCAUGAUCUGAUAGAGACAAUACGGAGAUUUUACGAAAGAGACGAUGUAAGCCGUGCAAGUGCAGGUAAGAAGGAAUGCCGCACAUACAGAAAAUGUAAAAUGCAAGUUCGAUAUUUACUAGAUAAAUUAGAAACCUUAUAUAAAAAAUACGUUUCUGAAGUUGGCUCAAUAAGUUACAGCACCUUUAAAAAAUAUCGUCCGUUUUAUGUUAUAUCUCCAAAUUUAAAGAAUUUGAAAACGUGUGCUUGCUUGAAACAUUGCAAUAUGCAAUUUAUUUUAAAUGCUUUAAAAUCGGCGGGCAUACUCGAGUCAAAUGAUAUUAACACAAUUUUGGACAAACUCGUCUGCGACCCUGAUUUUAAGCAAUGCAUGUACGGUGAAUGCAGUGUUUGUAAAGAUAAUGCUGUACAAGUAAACAAAGAGGAAAAUCUUGUAAUAAACUGGUUUUCAUGGAAAGUCAAAGAACAUGAAUAUGAUGAAAAAGGAGAGAGAAAAAAGACUAAAAGAAUGGCAAAAACUGAAAACAAAGGAACAUUAAAAGAUUUAGUUGAUUUGUUUAACAAGGAAAUGAACAAAUUUAAGAUACAUGUAUACAACAUGCGCCAUCAACAACGACAAUAUAAGCUAUGUAUAGAGAACUUAGACUACAACGAAUGUGCAUUACAUAUAGACUUUUCAGAAAACUGGCUGUGUAAACAUCAUGAAGAAAUACAAGCUAUGCAUUUCGGUGCAUCGAAAAACCAAAUUACCCUACAUACGGGCGUGCUUUACAUUAAGAAUGAAAAACCAUUAUCGUUUUGUACAAUUUCUGCUGAAAAUUGUCAUACCCCCGAAGCAAUUUGGGCACAUCUUGAUCCCGCAUCCCAUGGAAAAGGUGCCGCAGAUGGCGUCGGGGGGACUAUAAAAAGAACUCUAGACUUUAAAGUUUCACAUGGGACUGAUAUACCUGACGCACAAACUGCGUUUAAUGUUUUGCAGGAAACGGCAACGUCAAUCAAAACAUUUUUCAUAAGACCCGAAAGCAUCCAAACAUUAGACACAAAUAUUGCAAGCAAACUGACCGCUAUUCGAAAUACAUUAAAAAUUCACCAGAUUGUAAGUCAUGCUAAAUUCAUACUUAAAUACCGCAUCCUCUCUUGCUUUUGCCAAAAUCUCAAGGGAAAAUGUGAAUGUUUUGAACCGAAAAUACACAGUUUUGAAUUUCAAACAGAAUUUACAAUAGACGGAAAUAGAAAAGACGAAAGCUAUACAAGAUUGGAGCUUGACGAAACCACUGGAGAACUAAAACAAGUGAGAGAGCAAAUAAACGAUAGCUUAGAAAUAAAAGGAAAUGAAAUGUGCUCUGAAGAACAACUAUUUCACUGGACCCAGGACAGUUUUUUAUCAGACAAUAUGGACAUUGAUGAAACAAAUAUUGACUUCGAUAUACUGAACGAUUCUGGAAUUUUAAAUGCAAUAGAAUGUGAAGGGAAUGAUACAGCUGAAAAUCAAAAGUAUGUUGAAAAGGAUAAUGAAGUGACCAUCUAUAAUCCAGACAGUCUUAAAAUGUUUUGUAAUCAAGUUAUCAACAGUCACUUCGGUAUAUCAAACCAAAAUACAGAGACCCAGUUAUCGGAGGUAUGCGUAUUGAAUAAAAUUUCAAAGAAUGACAGUCAGAAUCUGUCGUUUUAUAAUGAUUUGCCGACAUGUUUACAACCAGUAAUACCAUCAUCCAAAAUAUAUGCAAAUGAAUCGAAAGUUUCAGUGGGCUGUUCUAAACUGAUAAUACACUCUAACAUCAAGGUAGACUCUGAAGUAAAGAAAAAUAAUAUUAGGAAAAUUUUGAAAGGGGCUAAAGUUAUUAAGCAGUCAGCACUAAAUAUGGAAAUAGUUCCGAAGAAAGUAAAAAAUGUUAAACAAAACAAUGCUCUAGGCCAAAUAGAUACAUUAAAUGAACACGCAAGUACGUCAAAAGAAGCAGGCAGUAAAAGAAAACGCAAAAAUGUAACUACUGAAAGAACAAUAACUUGUAUAAAAAAAGGUAAAAAGAAUAUAAAUAAUAGACAAAAGUCAAAAUCAAGCAAGCACGCCGUAAAAAAGAAAAAGAUAGCAACUUAUAUAGAAACAAGCUCUGAAAACUCCGAUAUUAUAAGUCUAGCCGAUACUGAUAAAUCUGAAUACGAAACAUUGAAUGAGUAUAUAACAUGUUUAGAAGAUCAAGAAGGAAAGGAAAACUUAGAGCCAGCUAUACCAUUUGGGAUUAGUGAUAUUGAUUACUGUACAGUAGAUUUUUUAAAAAAGGAUGACUGGAUAGUGGCUAAAUUUGCCACAAAAAAAAGUUUAAAGCACUUUGUAGGACGUGUUUUGUCGAUAAAAGAUAAUGUUCCUACUGUAAAAUUUGUUAGGAACGUGAAAAAUUUGAAAGAUAGUAAAGGGUUAAUUUUCACGUAUCCACAAGUUGACGAUAUAUAUGAAAUGCAGUUAGGUGAUGUGAUUAAAGUAUUACCUCAACCAAACAUUUCCCGACGGGGCCAAAUAAUCUUUGACACCGACAUUAGUUACUACAACAUACAG